This is a messenger RNA of Racocetra persica, 585 nucleotides long. NCBI's taxonomy places the organism in Eukaryota, Fungi, Glomeromycota, Glomeromycetes, Diversisporales, Gigasporaceae. The record is from the annotation of a GenBank genome assembly.
AUGGAUUUUAACACGUUCGAUGAAAUGACACCAAUGGAGCUAAUGGAAACUGAACUAGAAAACUUAAUUCAGCAAUAUACUAUAAAUGGUAUUCAAACUGAGGUUCAAAAGAACACAAUAGAUAGAAUAAGUGACAGAAUGAGCGAUAAAAUAGUAGAUGAAAAUCCAGUGGCUAAUGAGACAGUACAAACUGUCACAAAAAUAGAAAUUUUUGACACUUGGGACCAAGUUGAAAAUUUUUUUGCUAAAUAUAGUACACAAAAUGGAUUCAGUAUCAACAAAUAUAGGAAUAGACAUAGUAAGACUGGUGUAAUCUACAAAAGAACCUUUUUUUGUAAGUUCAGCAAAAAGUAUAAAGCUAAAAAAGAUCAUAAAGCAGCACAAAAAGAAACACAAUACGAAUCUAGAAAUCAAAUCGAAAUAACCACUUUUGUUAAUAAGCAUAAUCAUAAGCUGUUCUCAGAAACUCAGGAAUUCAGGAUUAAAUAUAGGUCAUUAAGCAAGGAAGCCUUAGAAGAAAUAAAAAUAAUGACUAAGCAUGCAAACUUAUUGGUUACUGUUCAAAGAAAACUUCUUAAAGCAUAG